This is a messenger RNA of Schistocerca americana (American grasshopper), 4703 nucleotides long. RefSeq names its product PHAF1 protein CG7083. The coding region runs from base 119 to 1381 and encodes 420 amino acids. Gene Ontology annotation, cellular component: trans-Golgi network. Lineage: Eukaryota; Metazoa; Arthropoda; Insecta; Orthoptera; Acrididae. The transcript is spliced from 11 exons. The record is from RefSeq and is a predicted model, not a curated record. Gene Ontology annotation, biological process: Golgi to plasma membrane protein transport.
CGUAGGGGAGCAGACAAAGGAGCUGCGUAUUAAACAGAAAAUUUGCGUUAUUCGUGUUUGUCACUGUGUGACUGGAAGAGGAACCUAAGUUAAAGUUCUGUCGCUACAUGCUGAAGAAAUGCUCGAACUUGAGUUGGUACCAGAAAGAAGUCUAGGGUGUGAACAAUGGGAAUUUAUUUUAGGAAUGCACUUUUCGCAAGCAGUAGCAAUAAUUCAGUCACAGGUGGGCAUCAUAAAAGGCGUUCAGGUGCUCUACAGUGAUUCGAACCCUUUAGGCGCAGAUCUUAUUAUUAACUUGCCGCAGGAUGGGAUAAGAUUAAUAUUUGACCCAAUUGUUCAGAGACUGAAGAUAAUAGAAAUUUACAACAUGAAACUGGUCAAAGUAAAAUACUGUGGUCUUACAUUCAACUCCCCAGAAGUACUGCCGAGUAUUGAACAAAUUGAGAGGUCUUUUGGAGCUACGCAUCCUGGUGUACUGGAUACCGAAAAACAGUUGUUUGUUCUGAAUUUUAGGGGCCUUUCGUUUUGUUUUCCUGUUGAAUCAAAAUUCCAGCCAGGUUAUGCACAUGGCCUGGGGUCACUGCAGUUUCCUAAUGGAUCUUCACCGGUGGUCUCUCGGACAUCAGUGUACAGCGGUAGCAGUCUGAGUGAAUGUCGCACACCGCAGUUACCACUGUGUUGCUACCAUAACCACCUGUAUCUGGAACGUGCAGAGGUUAUUCGGGAGAGACUAACUACAUGUGGCCUUCGUUUGCAUCUCUUCACUGAAGGUUCAUCUCGUAUGCUUGAACCAAGGAAGCAGAAUCUUAGCAGAGAAGUAAUGUUUGGUGAUACAUGCCAAGACGUUGCCUCGGCUAUUGGUGCACCAUCACGAGUUUUUUAUAAGUCUGAGGAUAAAAUGAAGAUACACAGUCCAAAUGCACACCGCCGCAUUUCUGCCAGACGUUCAGAUUUCUUCUACAAUUAUUUCACCUUGGGGAUAGACAUUUUAUUUGAUGCUAAGACUCAAAAAGUAAAGAAGUUUGUUCUCCAUACCAAUUUUCCUGGUCACUACAACUUCAAUAUGUAUCAUCGCUGUGAAUUUCACCUGACAUUGCCACCAGAUUCAAGGCAUGGGUCGGAAGGAAGCAGGCAGCUAAUAGAUGUGUCUCCAAUCCCAGUAACGAUAUCUGCGUACACUAAAUGGGACACAAUAUCAGAGCAGCUUAAACCAAGUGAGCGACCUGUGGUUCUGAACAGGGCAAGUUCAACAAACACGACCAAUCCUUUUGGCUCAACAUUUUGCUACGGGUACCAGGACAUCAUCUUUGAGGUCAUGCCUAAUAACUACAUUGCAUCUGUUACCCUGUAUGCUGCUGAGAAGCAAAUGCCUGAGGUAUGACAAUGGCUUUCUGCCACCUACCUCGUGUUGCAGGGAAGGUACUGGCAGUUCUGACACCUUAUCAUGUUUUAAAUAGAAAAUAAAAGGAAACUGGAAGUCAUAUCAUGUUUCUGCUAUUAAGGGAUUGUCUAUGCAGUGAAAGCAAGAUGCCAAAUACUUUGCUGUAAAAUACAAACAUAUGCAUUUUUUUAAAGGAAGAGCUAAAUAAUCAUCAAGAGAUACAUGAAGAAUAUAAAAGUAUAUGCACCUUAUGUGGAUCAAUAUGUUCAUAAUGACAAUAAGUUUUUGCCAGUGAUAGGGGUUAUUAGUUCAGACUGUUAUUAUUUAUCAUGCAUGCCUCCCUUUCCCUAGUAUAGCACAGAUUGUGAGUACAUUUUCAUGUGAACAAUGACUCAUGCAGAAACUUCUGAGACUGAGCUAAAAUGGGGAAGGUUAAAAUUCUUUGUUGUAAUGUCGCUGAACUGUGAUAGAGGUAUUAGAUGGAUGAUUCAGUUUUGUCAGGAACUUGUUGAGGCCUUGUACUUCACAUUGUAUAAAUCCUGAUAAAAAUUUUUGCACUCCACAUUACUCAGCAAAAAGAAAUCUAGGUUACUGAAAGUUGUUAUUGUUUCUGUUUCCUUUAAACAAAACAGAUUUUGCAGUUGUAUUAAUUGUAUACACUGCAAGAUUGAAAACUUAAUAAGCUAUUAAGAUGAAUUGUGUCAUAUCUUGUUGCAGAGAGUUCUGGCAGUAACAUGACUCACAUUAUUUAUCAAUAAAGUUUGUGAUAGUGAGAUUCCUGUUAUUUUUGGCUCUGAAAUACACAGCCACAGAUUUUCUAUUAUAAUUUUUACACUUGUUGCUACUUGAUUUAUCUGUAAAUGCCCUACUUCAGUGUGAAGUAAUUUUUCUCCAUCUGCUUGAUUGGUCACAGUCACUGGUGACAGCAGUGGUGCACUCGUUUCUGGUGUUGCCAUUGCCACCUAUCUGAAGUAAGUAAUUUAGGCCGUACUGAAGGUAUUUUGGCAUUUUGUUCAAUAUUUUUUUACAAUGUCGUUCUCUUUUCUUUCUCGUCAUUUCUUGCCCUUUCCAAUGUUUUCUCAAAUGAGAUGCAGAUCGCUUACCACAUAUUUCUUUCCUGGAAUUUACUCCAGAACUUUGUUGCUUCAGUCCCACAUUAGUUUUCUGUUUGAUUGUAGGUCUUUUUUCAAAAUCUGAAAUUUGUUGUAUGCUGCAGUCCAUGAUUAGAGCUGUGCUUGUGUUGUGUGUUGAUCAACAUGUCCUGGAUACUUAACCCUUCACAUUUUGUGGUUUUCAGGGCUUACCUUACAGUUUAGGUAUACCUAUUUCUUCCAAAUGGAAGAGCUUGAUAUGUAAAAAAUAGUGUUGCUUUUUUGUUUACACCUUCACAAAUCAGUAAAUCAUACUAGAGGUCAAACAUUAUUCUGUCUUCAAUGGAGAAGCCAAAUACUCUAAAAUUUUGUUAUUGUAGGGUUGGGUGUGAAAUUCUUAAGCUUAGAUAACAUUACUUUUAAUUGUGUACAUAACUACACAUUUUGUGCCCAGUUUUAGAUGUUUGUUGCUUUUUAUGUGGAGUCUCAUUUAAUGUAAGUGUAUGAAGAUAACAGUAGUAGUUUAAAAGACAACAGUAUGGUGGUGAGUGCUAUCUGUAUGAUUGUUAUAGUCUGUUGUGAAUGACAUUUAGUACAAAUUUGGAGUAACAUGUUUACUGAAUUUCUGACACUUUACAAAGCUGAGACUAUAUUCAGGGGUUUCUGAUACGCUAGGUGCAAAUAUUGUAUUAUUGUACUUAGUAUGUUAAUAAAGCUUUUGUCAGCAAGUAGAAGGCAUAAGUGAAUGAUAUUUGGCAGUUUGGAUCACUUAUAGACAGUCCCUGUGAGAUGAUUGAACACAGCCUGGAUCUUAUAUUGUGAAUUCGAAUGUCAUGUUUCAUUACAGUGUUACAAAAACAAACUGUGAAUAAUGUCGGAACUUUCCUGUAAAAAUGAAAAGUAUAAAAAAAAGAUUAAAAGACAAAGAUAUGAAAAAAAUUAAAACUAAAAGUAUUAAAAACUUUAUAUUAAUCUCUUUUUCAUACUUUUUCAGUUGGUUUGUUUAAAAAACCAAGGUAAGGCAUAAGAAAAUGACCUAAAUUAUUUUAGGUAAUAUGCUCCAUGUCUGUUACCAACAGAAAAGAAGCGUAUUGAUCACACAUGAUUAAACAGUUAUAUGUAUCUGUAUGUAACUAUUUGUGGCUUUAGUCAUACAAAUUAAGGCAGUUGUUACAUUAUUUCAAUCUGUGAUGUUAUUUAAUGGCUUUAUUAAAGCACCAGACUAUUAUAUAAUGGAAAUUGAACUCCUGUACACAAAUUCAGGUAUUUUUAAUGUGUGGCAUUAUUUAAAUUGUCAUUAUGCAUCUUCACUGUGAGAUUUUCUAUACUUCAUUUUGUACACAGCCAUUUCCUUCAAAUCCUUUUCUAUAAGUCGAUGAUGUUAUGUGGUUAUAUUAUUGUAAAAGUCUGGGAUUUUGGAAAUAAUUUUGUGUGAUUUUAUGAUGAACACUUUGUGUACCAUUCUUAAUAAUUGUAUAGGUUUUCCCACUUCGACCGAUAAUUCCAUGGUGGGAUAAAAAAAGAAAAAAAGUUUUGUUUCUGUAGUGUCAGUUUGCAGCCAUCUAUAAUGUGAAAAUACUGUUACUUGUUACAGUCUUUGUUCUCUUAUUCCAGAAACAAGUCACUUGAAAACCUAUACCUGCAAGCUUAUUUCUGAAUUACGAGGUUAAAUUUCAUUAACAUCAGUCACAGUUCAAAGCUGAUUUCACUUCAUUAAAUACCAUUUCACUGCCGAGUAAGAAGUUGACAAACGGAUUUUAAUUUAGUUGAGACAAUCUUCAGUUUUUAAAGUGUUGUCUUAUUUCUUACAUUAAAGCUGGUUCUUUCAUUAUCAGUUUUGUCUUUAGAAUUGACUGGCUGAUUCAGCAAUAUUAAGGAAUAUUUAUGUAAAAUAUAUUAUUUCUGUUAUCUCAUAGGUUAAAAAUGUUUUAAUGCCGUAAGUGACUAGGAUAUCAUGGCAAGAUAAAUGGUUGCUUUGAUAGUUUACACGUGGAGUGUGUGACAAACCAACUAAGGUCUGACAGUCACAGACAGCAUGUGUGCUCAUUGUAAUAUAUUAACCCCUAUUUAUUAGUUGCCAGUUGGCAGUUAUAUAAUGUAGUAGUGCAUGAGAUUGAUGUUUCAUAUGUAACUGGAAAUUUUUUGCUUAGCAUUUCUUACAGCGUGUUCACAUAGUGAAAUCACCUUUCUCAUUUCACACCAAAUAAAAAUUUUACCUUGUGCAUGUAUUA